Messenger RNA from Carica papaya (papaya), 1594 nucleotides. It is a transcript of the gene MYB16, whose product is annotated as myb domain protein 16. Lineage: Eukaryota; Viridiplantae; Streptophyta; Magnoliopsida; Brassicales; Caricaceae. The record is from RefSeq and is a predicted model, not a curated record.
UUCAAAACAAUGAAAAGGGUACUUGAGUGUCAUGUGAGAGAGAGUUAACAUAUGCUAUACUCUCUCUGAUCAAAAUUAAUUUCACACUCUCCAUUUAUUUCACUGCCCAUCUCGUCUCUCCUUCUUCAUCAUCUACAUACAUACAUAUCCUCUUUCUCUCUCCCUUCAUCUCUUUCUCAUAACUUCUCCAUUUUGGUGUUGCAAUACAUAUAUAUUUAUAUAUAUAUAUAUAUUAUAUAAAGAGCAACGUUAAGUAGAUUAUAUAUCUAGGUGGUGUGUGGUGUAAGUGAUUGUAGUAGCAGAUGGGUCGAUCCCCGUGCUGUGACAAAGUGGGUUUGAAGAAAGGGCCAUGGACACCUGAAGAAGAUCAGAAGCUGUUAGCUUACAUCGAAGAACAUGGCCACGGAAGCUGGCGAGCCUUGCCUGCCAAAGCUGGUCUUCAAAGAUGUGGAAAAAGUUGCAGGCUUAGAUGGACUAAUUACCUAAGACCUGAUAUUAAAAGGGGAAAAUUCAGUUUGCAGGAAGAACAGACUAUAAUUCAACUUCAUGCCCUCUUGGGUAACAGGUGGUCGGCUAUUGCGACUCACUUGCCAAAAAGAACAGAUAAUGAGAUCAAGAAUUACUGGAAUACGCAUCUCAAGAAAAGGUUAGCCAAAAUGGGAAUAGAUCCGGUCACCCACAAGCCCAAAAACGAAGCCUUACUCUCAAGUGAUGGUCAGUCCAAGAAUGCAGCCAAUCUUAGCCACAUGGCUCAAUGGGAAAGCGCCCGGCUCGAAGCCGAGGCCAGACUGGUUCGAGAAUCAAAGCUUCGCUCGCAGUCCUCGUUUCACCAGCACCACCACCAUAGCAACUACAAUCAUCAUCUUGUUCAGCUCAACAACAAUAAUCCUACUCCUGGUAAUACUACUACUUACUCUUCUUCCUCGUCUUCUCAUCAGCUCGUGAACAAGACAGCCUGGAAUGGAAGCAACAAUAUUGAUCUUGAGUCUCCAACGUCGACACUUACCUUUUCCGAGAACAAUGCACCGGGGGCUUUGACCGCUGGGAUAGGUCUCAGUUCAUCUCCAAUUCCCAUGAUUGAGUUUGUCGGCACAUCGUCCGGGUCGUCUGAAGCUGGCAUUGUCAAGGAAGAAGGGGAACAAGUACAUGACUGGAAAGGACUUACAAACUCCACUCACUUGUCUGAAUACAAAGAGAGUAUUGAUCAUAAUUCUCUGUCUUUCACAUCAACUACUCUUCAUGAUCUAACAAUGUCCAUGGACGGUCCAUGGACCGCCGCUACCCCAGAUCAUCACCAUCACCAUCAGAGCCUAAGAACAAGCAGUACUAACAACUCGCCAAUGGAGGAAGGAUUCACCAAUCUCUUGCUUAAUGACUCCAUUGAUAAGAGCUUGUCAGCAGAUGAUAGCGGCAAAGACUCAGAUCAGAACAGCCAUGGAAGUGGAGGUGGUGGGAGUGAUUACUAUGAAGAUAACAAGAAUUACUGGAACAGCAUUCUUAACUUGGUGAAUUCGUCACCAUCUGAUUCACCCACCAUGUUCUAAUGAAUCACUUAAUGUUCAACAUCAAUUAAUUCUUUUGCCUUUUGUUAUUA